Perca fluviatilis (European perch) is the source of this 2485-nucleotide messenger RNA. RefSeq lists its product as uncharacterized. The coding region runs from base 834 to 1940 and encodes 368 amino acids. NCBI's taxonomy places the organism in Eukaryota, Metazoa, Chordata, Actinopteri, Perciformes, Percidae. The transcript has 3 exons. The record is from RefSeq and is a predicted model, not a curated record.
AACUGAUGCAAACCCGCUUCCAGCUUCAAACACCGUAACUGAUGCAACCCCGCUUCCAGCUUCAAACACCAUAACUGAUGCAACCCCGCUUCCAGCUACAAACACCGCAACUGAUGCAACCUCGUUUCCAGCUACAAACACCGUAACUGAUGCAUACCCGUUUCCAGCUUCAAACAACGCAACUGAUGCAACCCCGCUUCCAGCUACAAACAACGCAACUGAUGCAAUCCCGCUUCCAGCUCUAAACAACACAACUGAUGCAACCCCGCUUCCAGCUACAAACACCGUAACUGAUGCAAUCCCGUUUCCAGCUUCAAACAACGCAACUGAUGCAACCCCGCUUCCAGCUACAAACACCGCAACUGAUGCAAUCCCGUUUCCAGCUACAAACACCGCAACUGAUGCAACCCCGCUUCCAGCUACAAACACCGUAACUGAUGCAAUCCCGUUUCCAGCUUCAAACAACACAACUGAUGCAACCCCGCUUCCAGCUACAAACAACGUAACUGAUGCAAUCCCGUUUCCAGCUACAAACAACGCAACUGAUGCAACCCCGCUUCCAGCUACAAACACCGCAACUGAUGCAAUCCCGUUUCCAGCUACAAACACCGCAACUGAUGCAAUCCCGUUUCCAGCUACAAACACCGCAACUGAUGCAAUCCCGCUUCCAGCUACAAACAACGCAACUGAUGCAAUCCCGUUUCCAGCUACAAACACCGCAACUGAUGCAACCCCGCUUCCAGCUACAAACACCGUAACUGAUGCAACCCCGCUUCCAGCUUCAAACACCGUAACUGAUGCAACCCCGCUUCCAGCUUCAAACACCGUAACUGAUGCAAUCCCGUUUCCAGCUUCAAAACACAACUGAUGCAACCCCGCUUCCAGCUUCAAACACCGUAACUGAUGCAACCCCGCUUCCAGCUUCAAACACCGUAACUGAUGCAAUCCCGUUUCCAGCUUCAAAAAACACAACUGAUGCAACCCCGCUUCCAGCUACAAACAACGCAACUGAUGCAAUCCCGUUUCCAGCUACAAACACCGCAACUGAUGCAACCCCGCUUCCAGCUACAAACACCGUAACUGAUGCAAUCCCGUUUCCAGCUUCAAACAACACAACUGAUGCAACCCCGCUUCCAGCUACAAACAACGUAACUGAUGCAAUCCCGUUUCCAGCUACAAACACCGCAACUGAUGCAACCCCGCUUCCAGCUACAAACACCGCAACUGAUGCAACCCUGCUUCCAGCUACAAACACCACAACUGAUGCAACCCCGCUUCCAGCUACAAACACCGUAACUGAUGCAACCCCGCUUCCAGCUUCAAACACCAUAACUGAUGCAACCCCGCUUCCAGCUUCAAACACCGUAACUGAUGCAAUCCCGUUUCCAGCUUCAAACAACGCAACUGAUGCAACCCCGCUUCCAGCUACAAACAACGCAACUGAUGCAAUCCCGUUUCCAGCUACAAACAACGCAACUGAUGCAACCCCGCUUCCAGCUACAAACACCGCAACUGAUGCAACCUCGUUUCCAGCUACAAACACCGUAACUGAUGCAUACCCGUUUCCAGCUUCAAACAACGCAACUGAUGCAACCCCGCUUCCAGCUACAAACAACGCAACUGAUGCAAUCCCGCUUCCAGCUCUAAACAACACAACUGCAACACCACUGCCUUCAUUUGAAACCAUCCCAGGCUUUGCCUCACUGGCAUAUAUGGAGAUGAAGAUGACUUCCAUUGGAGAGGUCAGCAAUGGAACCAUCAUUGAACUUAUUGAACAGUUUUUUAGCAAACAGCUCCUGAAUGGAACAGCCCAAACAGUCACUGUGACAAAGAUUCAAAGGGUUGGAGCAACAACUGCAGCCCCCACAACUCUGGCUGUAACCAAUUCAAACCAGCCACCAUGUCUCCAGUUCCAACCACCACAAUUGCAGCAACCUUAACUCCAGUUCCAAUCACCAUACCAGGUGAAACCACCCCAGAUGAAAUCAUCAUUGAUCCUACCAUCGUCAUAGAUACUACCUCCACCACAGGUGAAACCACCACAGGUGAAAUCAUCAUGGAUCCUACCAUUACACUACCUCCAACCACCACCGAAGCCACAACAAUACCGACACAAACCACCACAACUGCAGCAACCACAACUCUGACCACAGCCACCACAACUGCAGUAACUACCACAACUUGAGCCACCACAACUUGGACAGCAACCACAACUGCACUGCAGCCUCCACAUCUCUGGCUAAAUAAUGUUUAUAGAUGCUUUACAAAUUAUUUACAGUUUUUUCAAUGGUUUACGCACAUUUUCUGAAAGCAAACCUCAUAUGCUUAGAACACACAAAUCCAAAAACACAAAUACAUAAGCCAAAACACAAGAAAUCUCCUUCAAACUGAAACUUCGUUCAAAACAAUUAGAUGUCUCCCCAAAUGUCAUUUUGUUUUAAAAUGACAGACACACACACACACACACACAAACACACACACAAAC